Molecule: messenger RNA, 5951 nt
Organism: Oreochromis aureus
Lineage: Eukaryota; Metazoa; Chordata; Actinopteri; Cichliformes; Cichlidae
Product: tripartite motif-containing protein 16-like
Exons: 2
Coding region: 1316-2992 (558 amino acids)
Molecular function (GO): zinc ion binding; protein binding
Source: RefSeq, a predicted model, not a curated record
CCUAAUCUUGAAAGUAGAGAUAGUGUCUGUCUCCCGAAUCCAAACUGGAAGCUGGUUCCACAGAAGAGGGGCCUGAAAACUGAAGGCUCUGCCUCCCAUUCUACUUUUAAAUACUCUAGUUCUGCUGUUAAAGAAGUGUGAAAAUAACUAAAUCCCAAACUCACAAUAUGGUAGAGAGUAAAAGGUCAUGAAAGGUUUUAUACUGAGAAAUUCACAGGAAUAUAUGCUGACACUAAGCAAGACUGAGCAGACACCAGUAAAUGACAAAUCUAAAACACACUGAGAAUGAAUUCAGCAUUAAACACAGCAGGGAGGAACAAUACACAUAUCAAAGGUGGAAGCAAGCAAAGCUCAAAGCAAGGCACAAGACAAAAGUAAAACAGAUAAUUAAAUAACUAAAACAGAGAGACAUGAAACGUGAAAAGCAAUAGGAAACAUUAAUGACCUAAUUCAGGAAGAAACACAGAAAGGCGAGACAGAGAGAGUGAUGGGGAAACAAACAGAAACCUCAAAGUAAGAAGUGAAUUUAGCUGAACGCUAGAACAGAAAAUCACUAUAAUAGCCAUUCAAAUUCAUUGAACUACAAACUGUAACUAGAACUCAAACACAACAAGGAUUUAAAUUCAAGAUACUGGAAUGACAAUGAAAUCAAAACAGGAAUCAGAAAUAUAUCUGAACAAUAAUCAGAAACUAAAAACACUGCAACUCAGUUUAAAACCAGGGAUCAUGACAAAGUGUCCAAUGAGGUGAGGUUUUUGUUUCUCCGUUUCACUGCCUCACUGAUUAUUAGUAAUAUAAUAAAAAUUUCAUAUGUACUAUUUUCAUAAAGGAAAUCUCUGGUCUUGAUUUAUAUUUAUUACUUAUAUGUUUAUCGAUGUUUGAAUUAUUUCAUAAUUUGCGUGACUGUUAAUCUACAUUUUUUGACUUUGAAAAUAAACAUUUUAAGAAGAAAAAUGUCCAAAAAUCAUUUGAAACACAGCUGAUUAGAAAAAAAUGAAAAAAGGUUCCCUCUCUAAAGACAGAGACUCCAAGAAGAAUUUAAACCCAAAAAACUUUGUUAGGUAUGAUCUGUACAGAAAAGGGCUCCUAUUCCUGGAAUCACUCACAACCUGAUCACUCCUUCCUCUUCUAAACAUAGAAACUACUCUUUGUGCACACAUUUCCUCAUUCUCUCCUCUUACAUAUAUAGAUAUAUAUCUAAAGGCUGACAGGCUCCAUUCACUACAGACACACAUUAAGUUCAGACCUCAGGCUAGUUUCAUUUCUACAAAACAGAAACUGACACCGCCACUGUUACUGUGACUGGCACAGAGAAAUGGCAGAAAAAGGAGUUCAGCUGGACCGAGAAACCUUCUCUUGUUCGAUCUGUUUGGAUCUACUCAAGGAUCCGGUGACUACAACUUGUGGACACAGCUACUGCAUGAACUGUAUUAAAGCACACUUUGAUGAAGAGGACAGGAAGGGAAUCCACAGCUGCCCUCAGUGCAGGAAGACUUUCACACCGAGGCCUGUCCUGGAGAAAAACGUCAUGUUAGCAGCUUUAGUGGAGCAGCUGAAGAAGACUGGACUCCAAGCUGCUCCAGCUGAUCUCUGCUAUGCUGGACCUGAAGAUGUGGCCUGUGAUGUCUGCACUGGGAGGAAGCUGAAAGCCAUCAAGUCCUGUUUAACUUGUCUGGCCUCUUACUGUGAGAAACACCUCCAACCUCACUAUGUUGCAGCUCCAUUAAAGAAACACAAACUUGUUGACCUUUACAAGAAGCUCCAGGAGAACAUCUGCUCUCGUCAUGAUGAGGUGAUGAAGAUUUUCUGUCGUACUGAUCAGCAGAGUAUCUGUAAUGUCUGCAAAAAGGAUGACCAUAAAGGCCAUGAAACAGUCCCAGCUGCAGCAGAAAGGACUGAGAAGCAGAAGGAGCUCGAGGUGAGACGACUAAACAUCCAGCAGAGAAUCCAGGAGCGAGAGAAAGAUGUGAAGCUGCUUCAACAGGAGGUGGAGGCCAUCAAUGGCUCUGCUGAUAAAGCAGUGGAGGACAGUGAGAAGAUGUUCACUGAGCUGAUCCGUCUCAUCCAGAAAAGAAUCUCUGAUGUGAAGCAGCAGGUCAGAUCCCAGCAGGAAACUGAAGUGAGUCGAGUCAAAGAGCUUCAGGAGAAGCUGGAGCAGGAGAUCGCUGAGCUGAAGAGGAAAGACGGCGAGCUGGAGCAGCUCUCACACACAGAGGAUCACAACCACUUUCUACACAACUACCCCUCACUGUCAGCACUCAGUGAGUCUACACACUCAUCCAGCAUCAAUAUUCGUCCUCUGAGCUACUUUGAGGAUGUGACAGCAGCUGUGUCAGAGACCAGAGAUAAACUACAGGACAUUCUGAGAGAGGAAUGGACAAACAUCUCACUGACAGUCACUGAAGUGGAUGUUUUACUGUCACCACCAGAGCCAAAGACCAGAGCUGGAUUCUUAAAAUAUUCACAUGAAAUCACACUGGAUCCAAACACAGCAAACAAAUAUCUGCUGUUAUCUGAGGGGAACAGAAAAGCAAUAUAUACCAAAGAAGAACAGUCUUAUUCUGAUCAUCCAGACAGAUUCACUGGAUGGCUUCAGAUCCUGAGUAAAGAGAGUCUGAGUGGACGUUGUUACUGGGAGGUGGAGUGGAGAGGAAAAGGAGUUGAAGUAGCAGUCACAUACAAGAAUAUCCGAAGAGUAGGAAAAUCAGACUUAUGUUUUUUUGGAUUCAAUCAAAAAUCGUGGUCACUGAAGUGUUAUAUAAACAAAUAUGAAUUUUGGUACAACAAAGUCCAAACUGUCCUCUCAGGUCCUCGGUCCUCCAGAGUAGGAGUGUACCUGGAUCACAGAGCAGGUAUUCUGUCUUUCUACAGCGUCUCUGAAACCAUGACUCUCCUCCACAGAGUCCAGACCACAUUCACUCAGCCGCUCUAUGCUGGACUUUGGCUUUGUGAGUCUGAUGGCGUCUCUGCUGAGUUCAUUAAACUUAAAUAGACAGAAGUCAUUGACAGAAGUUGAUUAAAAUGUGUUUUAGUCUACAGUUUUUUUUCUUUGUCAUCAUUGUUACUGAGCUUGCAGUUGUGCUUUUCUUCUUUGUACACAACAUCACCUGUUAGUUAAACUUUAUGGGUGCUGUUUUGACAUCUCAUUGUUUGUUGUCUAGUUAAUGACUGAUUUUAUUCAGGUGGCACUUCAUCCUGUGUUUGUUUAGCCAUGUAGGGAAAACAAGCCUUCCGUGAUUUAUUCCGUCAGUGUACUCUUCCAAUGUGGAUGGUAAGUAAUGUAAAAACACUGCUGGGACUGUCUUUUCCGCUUUCUUUGGUGAUUGAUUUGAAUUCUUUAGUGCUGAUAUUACUGUGUUACUUUGCAGCUUUUAGUGGUUUUAACUGUUAUCAUAACUUUGGCAGACAUUCUUACUUGCUGUCACUGAUGUUCCAGAUUAACUGUCACAAAUUAACUGUCAGUCUCAUUGCUAUGAACAAUCAAAUAUUAAAAACUGUCUCUUGUUUACUUGGUUAUAGUCUCAUGAACAAGGCGACCACAAAAAAUGGCAAAAAAAAAUUGCUGUUCACAAGACAGCAUACAUAGCCUACAACCAGAUUAACUUGUGCACAUCUGCACGUGUAUCUGUCACCACAUUGAGUAGAGGCUGAGUGGCUGCACUUACAUUUGAUGCAUUCAAAUUGACCAACAAAGAUCAUGUUCAAAGAUACAUACAUGUCACAUAUAAAUAUUUUAAAUGAAGGUCCAGACAUUUCUGGGGUAAACCUGCAUUUUUGAGCAGACAGAGUGCUAUGCUCAGUCUUAGCCUGGCAACACCCUCUUGGUCAACAGAAGACUGAACUGUUGUCCUCAGUAGAAUUCGUUCUGCAAGCUGGCCAUUUUCUAUUAAUUAGAAUCUGUGCAUAUUCAAGUACAAUACACCAUGACCAUUAUACCUGCCUUGCAUACAAAAACACCACAGGAUGUAAUGUCCUGCUGUUUGAGAUGUUUGUCACAGACUCUUCCAGCUACUCCCACAAAUGUUUGUUUAAUUAAGCAAGUUAAUAUGUAAGCUAUAUAGACUGUAUAUGACUACCAACUGUCUCCAGCUGUGUCAAUCUAUUAUCUAUUUUGGCCCCAAGUGUUCCAAACAAACAGUACAUGAUUGUCCCAGGUGACUACAGUUACACAAAUGUAAUAUACAAACUCAGUUCACCAUCAUUUCAGAUAAUUUUAGAAUUAAAUUCAUUUCCAGAGAAAAGACAGAGGCAGACUAUGCUAACAAGAUGUGAUGUUACAACACUAGUCAGAUAUUGAUGUGUAAUAUUUGUUGUUUGUUAUGGAAAAAAAAUAGUCAUCAUGAACAAUAGGAGUGGUGAUUUCUAGAACUUUGUGUACAUAAUUUGUCAUUUCUUACCGAUGUAGGCUUAACAUUAAUAUACAAUAGCAUUUCAUUUAGUUUAAGGGUUUAUUUACAAGAUGCAAGAACAUAAAACCUGGAAAGUUACAAAUGUAUUGUGCAUGAAACGGGAAUUAAAACGUGGCGAUAGAGCCAGGUGCAGAUGUGUGUUACAAAUUAAUCUGGCUGUAGGCUAUGGCACUUGGCCACAGGUGGCGCUAGUUGACUCAACUCCGCUUGAGUGCACACAAACCGUUUUAGUUGUGAGGCGAAAACGCUGAAAUCACAGUGAUAAAAUGUAGGAGGGGAAUGAUAAUGAAGACAAGAGAGAUUGUUUACUCUUGCUGUCCUGUGAACAGCAUCGGUGUGGUGACGUAUAUUUGUUUGCUGUUUUCGGUGUUGUCUCGUGCAUGAGAAUAUCAGCAGGUAAACCAGAGACAGUUUCUAAUAUUGUAUUGUUCAAGAGCAAUAAGACUGACGGACUGUGUUUAAGCUAACCUCACAAAGGUCACUUAUUAAAUAUUCAGUGUUUAUUUUCUGGUUUGUCGGUAGCAGCUCCUUAAAACUGGAGUAUGAGUACAGGUGGAGGAACAAAUGUCUCCUCCUUAAACACCACCUUCUUACUCUCUCCUGGGACUCGAUGCUGGCCAAUGCUUUCUGGACACAUUUGCCACUUUGAGCUUUUUGACCUGAAGGAUCUGUACAGCGGUACACUGACGCGCGUUUCACGGGUUUUGGCGUUUUCCCGACGCAAAUCUGCCUCCGCAUUUUCGCCGGACGCGCAAUCGCGUGUCAUCGUGCUCUUUCCAUUGACUUUACAUGUGAACCUGACCCUCUGGCCGCCUCUUUCGCGUUCGGUGUGUGCGCACCGUUACAGUGACUUCAUGCAGUUUGUGUUUUGACCUCCAGAGGGCGACAAAUCAGCACAGACAGAGAGCUCCAUUCAAACUGCUGCCAUCAGUAAUAAUUCUUCAAAUAUAAUCAUCAGUGUUUGAGCAGUUAAGAUAUCAGGGAAUAUCUAGACAUGGGUCACAAUACUGAACAUGUCACAUGUCACACCUUCAAAAUCAUGUGAUCCGCUCUCAGUCCGCACUUUCAUUCAUGACUUCAACAUGUUGAAAUGAGCUUUGAAGAAACAUUCAGUGAAAUAAAGCUUUCAUCAUAAGAUUCAUGUGAGCACCAGAUGAGCUUGUACUAACAACAACAAUAACAGAGUGUUACAUCCUGUGAGGCUGUGGGAGUGUGUGGGCGUGGUGUUGUCUUCUCCCUCUCCUCCUCCUUCUUUCUUGCCCCUCCCCUUGUCUCUCUCUGCCCCUGCCUUCUUCUUUAGAACACACCAUCUGCCUGGCGUUCUUUUCAUUUCACCCGGAUCCAACUGUUACUGCCCCCCACCCUCAUCGCCUAGCUUUUUAUGUGGGGACGUAACACAGAGUCUGAAUGAAGUUCAGGUGCUGAUGCAGCUCACUGAUUGGACAUUUGGUUUCAGCUCUGCUCUCAGUCUUUACUGCACAGGUGAAGGUAGAAAGUGUGUGUGAGCUGAUGUGGAUGUGAAUUCGGCAGCAUGGAUCAGUG